CCCAAGACCUUUUCAACGUUCCUUUUACCCCCAAAACCGCCCCCGAUUUUCUUCCAGCCCCCAAAACCAAUCCCCAGGCGUAACGCCGUUUAAACCCCGCUCGAAAUGCCCAAAAUACCCUUACGUUUAAAAUUCCCCGUUAUGAGUUACCUCCUCGUCCGUACCCUGUCAUCUCUCUCUUCUGCAAGCAAACCGACUCCAGAAACCCAAUUCAAAACCCUAGCCCUAAAUCAACCGACCCCAACUCAAACCGAAUCAAAGCAAAGGGAUCAAAAUGGCCGGCGAUUCAACCCCCAAAGCCAACCUCAAUGCCGACCACAGCGAAAGCGAUUACGCCCAGCGGUUCGAAAUCUCAGAAAGAGCCCAGACAACUGCAGUGCGGGCUGAAUCUGAAGCUCGGGCUGCGAUUGGUGAUGUUCUAGAGGACAUCGCAACCAGCCAUUCUCAUCCCAGAAGCCCGCCUCAAAAUUUAAGUGUAGGCCCACGCGAAGGUCUAGAGGGCAGCACCGGCACCACCGGCGCGUCCAACGAUGCCACUAGAGCGCUCCUUGGUCUACAGAGAGGAGAAGAAGAGAAGCACGUGGCAGCACCCAAAAGAAAAAGGGCAAAGCCAGCUAUUACGUUGCGGCCCACCGCCAGCUUCGGUGCCUAUCACGACUUCAUGCAGAAUUUGGUGACGCGUAUGGGGCCAAGGCAUUUUGCGGCCUACGAAGAUAGUGUAUUCAGACACUACGUCCAAUUUGGCCCACCUGGCGUCGAUCUUCCCACCUUUGAGCACAUUUUGAGUCAGUGGGACAAGAAGAGCAAAAAAUUCGUCUUCACCGAUAGGAAUGAUGGAGAAGAGAUCCCAUGCUCAUUCAACCUUGAGUGGGUAAUGGAGCAUACAUGGUUCUCCAAUGAGGGGCUUCAUGUUGACCACAAUCGGGACAGGAAAAAUAGGAUUUGGUCCAGGUUCUUUGACAAACCCGAGGCGGGGGGUUCCAGCAGUAUAGCUCCCCCCAAAGGAGGCCCCACCAGACGCAAUGUGGAGGACCUGCUCUUGAAGCUGGUACUAUCUUCUGAUCGCCGAGAUGUGAAGGACUUUGUCCUGCUACAGAUCCUCUAUCAGCUGAGCAUGAUUUGGUGUCCAAGCAGUGUUUCCGGCGUUCCUAGGCAUUUAUUCAAGUACGUCGACAGCAUCGAACAGGUCAACAACACUGCUUGGGGGACCUAUAUAUUCAGUGAGACAUCUGACGCGAUAGAGAGGGCACUGAAGGGUCCUGAGCCAGGGAAGACGACAUUAUAUCUGCAAGGGUGUACCCCUCUAGUUUGUUUGUGGUAUUAUGAACUCACCGGCAUCAAGAAGCCAGCACUUGGUUGUACGGUGAGGCCUCCCCUGACAAAUUGGGUGAGACUUGGGCACGUUGCUGGUUCUUUGAGAUUGGCCACUGUUGUUGCGAAAGCAAGCAAAGCUACGAUAAAGCUUCCACAGCAACAUGGACAACUUCAAAGAAUCGAGGGAGGUUUUUGGGGGAAGGAGCAGGGGAUAGAGAAAGAGAAGAGGAGAGAGAGAGAGAAGAGGAGGAUUAAGGGUCCGGCUGCAGUAGAUGCCGGCAGGGCUCGUGGCCCAAUAGACCUUCUAUUCAGCUGCAUCAAUGUGUGA
Molecule: messenger RNA, 1642 nt
Organism: Asparagus officinalis (garden asparagus)
Lineage: Eukaryota; Viridiplantae; Streptophyta; Magnoliopsida; Asparagales; Asparagaceae
Exons: 3
Coding region: 275-1642 (455 amino acids)
Source: RefSeq, a predicted model, not a curated record